Galleria mellonella (greater wax moth) is the source of this 2447-nucleotide messenger RNA. Its product is annotated as protein Fer3-like. Gene Ontology annotation, molecular function: RNA polymerase II transcription regulatory region sequence-specific DNA binding; DNA-binding transcription factor activity, RNA polymerase II-specific; protein dimerization activity. NCBI's taxonomy places the organism in Eukaryota, Metazoa, Arthropoda, Insecta, Lepidoptera, Pyralidae. The record is from RefSeq and is a predicted model, not a curated record. The transcript has 4 exons. The coding region runs from base 135 to 620 and encodes 161 amino acids. Gene Ontology annotation, biological process: developmental process; regulation of transcription by RNA polymerase II.
CGGUAGGUUUCAGUUGUUCCUGCAGUGUCAUUCAGCGUAUUUGUUCUAGAUCUUUCAGUUCGGUGGUGAUCAGUGUGUUGUGCAGAGUUUCGAUUAGUGGUGUGGCUUAAAAUAUCAAGAUUCAUUUCCCUCUAAUGUCCUACGGCAGCGAGACGCCGCACGUCUGGAGCAGUUCAGCAGGCAGUGAGGUGUCUCCAUACGGGCCGCUGUGGGACGCGCCGCCUGCCCCAGUGCCGUACCCCGACAUCCUGGCCUUCCCGCCUGCCGACCUUGUAUGGUCGGCGGCGGGUUGCGGCGGCCGUGCCGGCGCUCGAGCGACGCCCGUCGGGAAGAAGCCGCGGCGCCGCGUCGCCUCCGUAGCGCAGCGGCGCGCCGCCAACAUUCGGGAGAGGAGACGUAUGUUCAAUUUGAACGAGGCAUUCGAUAAGUUGCGGCGAAAGGUGCCAACAUUCGCUUACGAAAAACGCCUCUCUCGUAUCGAGACACUUAGACUGGCCAUCACAUAUAUCAGCUUCAUGUGUGAACUCCUCCACGGAUCACCACAACCUCAUCACAACCCACACCACGCGCUUCACCCACCCAGGCAUGUGUUUGAUGCUGAAGUGCCAUGGUGUGCUUGAAUCAACAUGGGCGUUGAAGAGAAAAAAUAAGGAGAACUAAAGAAAAAAAAAAUACCAACACUAUUAAAACUUUUUAUAGCGCAAAAGAAAAGCAAACUAGUCUGUUUUCCAGAGUUUAUUUUGUUUUUUUUUUGUUUGCGUAGGAUUUGUUUUUUAAUAUUAAAUAUUUUAAGGAAUCCUAAAAUAAGAAAAGCGUAGAAAAAUAUUUAAGCAUGUGACUAUCAUACAAAAAUAGAUAUUUUACACAUGCUCGAUGAUAUUACUACACAUAUACUGAUGAUGUAGUCCAUCGAACUACUUAAAUAUUGAAUUCUGUCUUGUGACAGAAUGUUUGAACAUUUUCGAAAUGCUUCUUUGUCGGAAUUACUAAUUGUUAAAAUAUAUUAUGCUAUAUUUUUGUAGAUUCCUCGUAUAGGUCAUGAAGAGUCAGAAGGCUCCGCGCUGCAUACUUUCUAUAUUGCAUUUUUAUUACCAUUCGCUUAGGGGAGUAUUCUGAUAAUAGUAUGUAUGAGGGACUAUUUUUUUUUAAAUGGGUGAUAAUGGAAUGGUUAGUAAUGGAGAUUAAGACACUUAUUGCUAGCAACAUACCCAGCUAGGUCGACCUCAGCGCGGUGCUCCUUGGAAACUAUCAUGGUUAAUUCCUUGUGAAUUCGUCAUGUUUUCAUUCUCGUCGAUCACCCUUUACUGGUGCUCCGCCAGCGUAUCCCGUUAGCGCAUUCGGGGUUACCAUUCCAUUUUCACCUCAUGGUGACGAAUUCCACUAGAAUUAACUACGAUGGUUUCCAGGGGGAACCGCGUGGAGGUAGACCUGGUAGGGUGUAUUGUUAGCAAUGGGUAAGUUAAUCACAAUCCCUUUCCCCCAGUAUGAGGGACUAUUUAUUGUUCUUCUUUUUUAACAAGGAACAGAAAAUCAGUUUUUCUGGAAGAUUCCCUUAGAAGAAUGCCAAAGCUAACAUGCAGUUUAUAAGUUGGCCCUCUAGAUCAUCUAGAAUGAGAUAGUGUGGUCUGAUGUCUCAUUACAAUUUACGGAUUUGCUUGUGAAAACGAUACCUACCAAUAAUGGAUUCGUUAGCUGCUUGUCUAGAGAAUCUGCAUUUCUUUGUAUAGAUACAAGAUUUAGAAAUUAGUAGGUUAAUUUUUGACGUAUUCUCUCAUUGAAUAAAUGCAUGGUACCGUUAUGUCAUUUGACAUCUAUGCAAUGUGAUUUUCGAUUGAAUUCCGAUACAAUUACGUCAAAAGUUAAUUUGCUGAAUUGAAUUGGCAUUUAUGAAUAAGUAAGUGAUUAAUUAAUAGCCACUUACAAAAUGUCUUCCAUUACAUUUAAAAUUAGUAAUUACUGUUGAUUACUGUACUUAAUAUAAUAAAUUUAAUAAUAAUUAUUUGAUAUUAUUAGAAUAAGUAUGUACCUAUUUAAUUUAUUUGUAAAGUUAUUUAUAGAAGAAAUAUAAAAUUUUAUUCUAUAAGAAUCGACUUCUUUCUUGACAAAAUUAUUUGAUUCGAUAUGGGAGUGGACUCUUUUAACAAAAAAGAAAUACAAAUAAAUUCGGAAGUAGUAAAGAAGAUAUGAUGAAACAUAUACACAAAAAAAUAGUAAAAAAUAUGAUUGAAUUGAAGAAAUCUUCCUCUGUCAACGUCUAGAAAGAUCGAUAGGUGUAUUAGUUUGGGGCUCAAUAGAAUUUUUUCUAUAUAUGUUUAUUUGUAUAUCAAUUAUUUAUUUAAAUAUUUUGAAUUUAGAAUUGCCAUUAAAUACUGGAGAUAGGUAACUCGAGAUAGAUUUUACAGUAUGUUAUUAAUUGAUCAUUAAAGUAAAUUAUCUAUGGAUUUGAU